Messenger RNA from Pisolithus orientalis, 782 nucleotides. RefSeq lists its product as uncharacterized. Lineage: Eukaryota; Fungi; Basidiomycota; Agaricomycetes; Boletales; Pisolithaceae. The record is from RefSeq and is a predicted model, not a curated record. The coding region runs from base 265 to 489 and encodes 74 amino acids. The transcript has a single exon.
GGCUUGUACUUGCGUUUUUGUGAGUCUGGCGUCGUUUGAGUCUCCCUGGUUUGGUAUAUAAUUGCUUCGAAUAUCCACACUGGUCUUCUCCAAAGACCUAUCUGGUCGAACAACCGCGCAACGCCUUGCAUUGUCCGCCUCUUCCGUCGAACCACUACUAUCUCGUUCCUGUGCAGAUACCCCCUAUCGCACGCAUCCUAUCACACGUCUGGUUCGCGACGCUCUUGCUACCGUAGAAACAUUCAACGCAGUUCUAAUAUCAUAAUGCCUCCUUACGACGGGUACCCCGCUGCGCCUCGCUCUCCCACCUUUGGGUUCUUCCCCACGGCCCCGGCGGCUCCACAUGCUUUCCCCACUCUCCACGGAGACCCGCGUGACACGCACGCCAUGUACGCCUCGUUAGGCUCGCAGCUAGGCUUCCAGCCCAGCACCCAGUCGUCUCAUACGGGCGGUAACCAGAACCCCCUCAGAAAACUCUGCCGCAAGUAACUUGCGUGCGAUACCCUCUCGCGUUUCACGUCUUUUUAAGAUCAACAUCAAACCAUGCUAUACCCAACUGUAUCAUAGGAAAGGGAAGGGGAGAGGGAACAGGAAGGGAUAUCUGUGGGAUCGGGGGCUUGUACGACGUGGUGGACGGGUGCGGGACAUCAUCAGCAUCACGCUUGUAUUCGACAUUCGCCGGUGUUUCCAUAUCUUUCUACUCGAUAGAUUCUACUACAACCACGCUGUAUUGUAUAUUUGUUUUUCCUAUCAAUUGUGUGGAGUCCAUUCCUAUGCCGUCA